Vombatus ursinus (common wombat) is the source of this 1068-nucleotide messenger RNA. RefSeq names its product homeobox protein HMX1-like. Gene Ontology annotation, molecular function: DNA-binding transcription factor activity, RNA polymerase II-specific; RNA polymerase II transcription regulatory region sequence-specific DNA binding. The record is from RefSeq and is a predicted model, not a curated record. Bases 1 to 1068 code for a protein of 355 amino acids. The transcript is spliced from 2 exons. Gene Ontology annotation, cellular component: nucleus. Gene Ontology annotation, biological process: negative regulation of DNA-templated transcription; regulation of transcription by RNA polymerase II. NCBI's taxonomy places the organism in Eukaryota, Metazoa, Chordata, Mammalia, Diprotodontia, Vombatidae.
AUGCCGGACGAGGUGACGGAGCCCGGUAGCGCCACGCCGGCCCGCGUCUCGUCCUUUUUCAUCGAGAACUUGCUAGGGGGAGAGGGCAAGGAGACGAGCCGAGGGGAGGACGAGGACGAGGACGAAGACGAGGAAGAAGAAGAGGAAGAGGAAGGGGAGGAAGACCAGGAAGAGGCACGGAGGCGACUGAGGCAGCUGCGGGCGGGCGCCGAGACCCGGGAGGGUCGUGAGCGUUGCGUACUGGGAGCUAGAGCCGGAGCCGGAGCCCGACCCGGUCCCUGCCUCCUGCCACCACCCCCUGCCUGCUGCCCCGGCCCGGCGUAUGGCUUCGGUGCUCAUGGCUACGCGAUUGCCGAGAGCCCGGCUCAGUGGUACCGACGCACCCAUGCCAGCUACAUCAGUUGUCACAGUCCAGACACCAGUGACCGGGACUCCCCAGAGGUCGGCGAGGAGGCUGGCAGGCCCGAGAGCGGCUGCCGGCGGCGGUCAGGCGCCCCUGGGUCUUCGGAGCGCCUGGAUCGCGAUCCAGAUGAGUCGGCCUGCAGCAGCAGCAGCGGUGGUGGUGGCGGCGGCAGCGCACGCGGAGAGGACGACAGGCCUGAACCGGACUCUGCCGAACCUCGGGCUGCCGGCCGCAAGAAGAAAACGCGCACUGUGUUCAGCCGCAGCCAGGUAUUCCAGCUGGAAUCCACGUUCGACGUGAAGCGCUACCUGAGCAGCGCCGAGCGUGCCGGCCUGGCAGCCUCCCUGCAGCUCACCGAGACACAGGUGAAGAUCUGGUUCCAGAACCGCAGGAAUAAGUGGAAGCGGCAGCUGGCUGCAGACCUGGAGGCCGCGAGCCUGUCCCCGUCUGCUCAAAGGCUGGUCCGUGUGCCCAUCCUCUACCACGAGAACUCACCAGCCGCGGGAGGAGGCCUGGCCUUCCCCUUGUCGCCCGCGUCGGCGCCGCCCCCGCCGCCCCUCGUGGGCUUCCCGGGAGCGCUUGGUUAUCCGUUGGCCGCCUUCCCGACUGCCGCAGCUGCCUCUCUUCCCUUCCUGCGGCCCUCGCAGAUGCCGGGCUUGGUCUGA